AUGAAGACAGUCUCCCACCCACAGGUGUCGGGGAAGGCACCCAUUGGUGGGAUUGGCCUCUGUCGCAGUACUAAGUGGGAUUGGAAGUCCAUCACCCUGCACGUGAAGUUGGAGGUGCUGCGGAGGUUUGAGGAGGGUGAGAAGCUGAUGCAGAUCGCCCGGGCCCUGGGGCUGGCCACCUCCGCCGUUGCCUCGAUCUGUGUCAACAAGGACAAGAUCCAGGCCAAUUCCCAGGCCGCCACUCCAUUCAGUGCCACACAGCUGAUCUGCUGUCGGGGCGUGGUGAUGGGCCACAUGGAGCACUUGCUGAGCCUGUGGAUUGAGGAGCAGAAGCAGCAAAACCUGCCCGUCAGCACACUGCUCAUCCAGGACAAGGCACGCAGGCUCUUUGCACAGCUGCAGCAGGAGCAGGGUGAUGGCACCCAGGCUGAGACCUUCGGGGCCAGCAACGGCUGGUUUGCCUGCUUCAAGGCACGCCACAAUGUGCUGCUAAUGGAUGAGCCAGCUGUAGCUGACACCCAGGCUGCUGCCCAGUACCCCCUGGUGUUACACACCAUUCUGGAGGAGGGCUGCUACUCACCGUUCCAAGUCUUUAAUGUGGAUGAGACGGGCCUGUUCUGGAAGCAGCUGCCUGAGUGCAUGCUCCUGGCACUGGAGGGGGCAGCCAGGCCAGGGCCCAAGGCCUCUAAGACCACCUGA
Galeopterus variegatus (Sunda flying lemur) is the source of this 699-nucleotide messenger RNA. Its product is annotated as CENPB DNA-binding domain-containing protein 1-like. Lineage: Eukaryota; Metazoa; Chordata; Mammalia; Dermoptera; Cynocephalidae. Gene Ontology annotation, molecular function: DNA binding. Gene Ontology annotation, cellular component: nucleus. The coding region runs from base 1 to 699 and encodes 232 amino acids. The transcript has a single exon. The record is from RefSeq and is a predicted model, not a curated record.